UUUUUGUUCUCGUUGACAACACCUCAGAAAAUUGUGUAAACAUUCUUCAUGCUUGUUUUGCUUAGCCAUAGCGACUUUCCUAUGUUCCUUUGUACGUGAAGAAGUUUUCAACACGAAAUAUCAACUUUUUUAAAAAGAUGGAAAGCAACUGAGAUUGAUUUCUUGGCAGCAAGCUAAAUUGUUGACGUAGAAUACUUGAUAUGAAAAUGAAGGUUGAACAGGCCCUAAUUGAAAGACGAUUUUUGUCAAAUUUCCAGUAACGAUGUUUGAACAAAGGCGUUGGGAAAAAAAUGAAAGGAAAGUAGUUCAUUUUAAAGGUGAUGGAAGAGGAAUAUAUUGUGCGACUCACGACACAUUCAAAAAUCAAAAUUUCGAUUUUCUACAAGCUGUAAAAGGAAGAAACUCACUAGAGGAAAACAUUUACUAGAAGGAACGCUGGAACUUAGCGAAUAGCUCUAUCGAAUGGUGGUCUGCGCCGUUGUUGAAAAUUAAUUUUAAGAAAAGGAAUUGAAAUGACGCAAAAUCAACAAUGGAAUCUUUCAGCCACGGAAAACUAUUCCCUAAAUUUUACAACGAUGGGUGUUCGCUGUGUUGAAGUUGGUAUUUUGGUUGUCAUAAUUGUCUUCGGUUUGAUUGGUAACCUGAGCCUGUGCGCAAUGAUUUACAGAACGAGGCAGCUUCAAACCGUCUCGAAUUUUUUAGUCAUAAACCUAAGCAUAUCAGAUCUUUUUCGUAUAAUUUUAUCGCUAACUAUUUCAACAAGCGUUCUGGCCAAACGGUCUUGGAUUGCAGGAGACAUUUUCUGCCAAGUAAAUGGUUUCUAUACAUUAUUAUUUCUGUCCAGUUCGCUCUUAUCCGUUACUCUUAUAACCCUUAACAGGUACUAUUUGGUUGUUAAACCCAACAAGGCAAAAACUGUCUUCAGCAAACGAAACGCCAAAGUGAUGUUAAUUUUCCUAUGGUGCCUUUCUGUGCUGUCAGCCAUUCCACCGGUUUUUGGAAUGGGGAAAUAUGGAUUUGUAGCUGCCCGCGCUACUUGUUUUAUCGAGAUGGGAAGUACGUGGACGUACACGAGUUUGCUGGUAAUUGUGUUGAUAGCCACGCCCUUUUCUCUGAUGAUAUGGUGUUAUGUCAAGGUUUAUGUAGCGCUGUUACGAAGCAAAAAGAGAGUGAUUAACGAGUUGGCGCCGACGACGGAGAACUCAGUGGAAGUUGGCUGUACCAGAGAGAUGAAAGUCGCGCAGACCGUCCUGGUACUAGUGGGCGUGUACAUCAUCACGUGGAUCCCAGUAUUUGUGCUGCAUUUCAUACGCUUAUCACGUGCUGCUCACGUGCCCUAUCACGUUGACCUUUUAACAGCGUAUCUUAUUGGAUUGAGUUGUGUCACGAAUCCGUGGAUUUAUGGAUCGAAACACAAGCAGUUUUACGAACAGCUGAGGACGGUGUUUUGUUUAAAGUGGACAAGAGAUACAGCGCAGGGAACGGAUCGACAUAUAGGUUGGGCAUAAAACCGGACAGAUUGGAUAAGAUCGAACAAAUUUUAUGUAUCCAUAUAUCUCCCCUUGCCUUGUACAAUUACAAUCAAUCAAUAGGCCAUUCAAUCAAUUUGUCAGUCAUAUCAGUCAGUUGAUUAAUCAAUGCUGUUAAAUCAAUAAAUUAAUUGUUAAAUAGACGCAGGGAGUGGUUGCCCAAUCGCAUUCUGCCCUUGAAAAAAGCAAAAUGCGCUCGAACUUAAAAGGGGGAUAAGGGAUAUGCAGCCCACGUCCAACUAGCUAUGCACCAUUGCAUUAUGGGUAACACCAUGCAGGUAUUUUGAAGAACAUAGAAAAAAAGACUAAAUUAGCUACCUACUAGAAAAGCAGUAUCGACCGUUACAAAUAUAGGUGACAUCGCAUAAAGCAGAACUUAAACCCUAGAAACAAAAACAGUUCAAGUUAGUGGGGAUACUUGAGUUAUCUGAGUCAGUUCGAGUUAGCAGAGAUUUUAAGUUCUUUGAGUCCGAGUUAUCAGGGGUUCAUUGUACACUGUAUUGCAGAAAAAAAAACAUGGAGUAAGAUGUUUUUUUAAUAAUUGAAUAUACAAAAAUACUGUAUAGCAUCAUAGUGUCAUAUUGCAAAACGUUAAAAAUAUAUAAAUAUAACUUAAAUUACAAUUGUGAAGCUUUGAAAAUGCUCAUUAAUUCUCAUUGAAAAAUAAAUACAUUUUCUGUCAGAUAA
Nematostella vectensis (starlet sea anemone) is the source of this 2216-nucleotide messenger RNA. RefSeq names its product rhodopsin, GQ-coupled. The coding region runs from base 513 to 1508 and encodes 331 amino acids. The transcript is spliced from 2 exons. Gene Ontology annotation, biological process: G protein-coupled receptor signaling pathway. Gene Ontology annotation, cellular component: membrane. NCBI's taxonomy places the organism in Eukaryota, Metazoa, Cnidaria, Anthozoa, Actiniaria, Edwardsiidae. Gene Ontology annotation, molecular function: G protein-coupled receptor activity. The record is from RefSeq and is a predicted model, not a curated record.